Messenger RNA from Carassius gibelio (silver crucian carp), 9136 nucleotides. RefSeq names its product protein diaphanous homolog 2. Gene Ontology annotation, molecular function: actin binding; microtubule binding; small GTPase binding. The coding region runs from base 325 to 3693 and encodes 1122 amino acids. The record is from RefSeq and is a predicted model, not a curated record. Gene Ontology annotation, biological process: actin cytoskeleton organization; actin filament polymerization. Lineage: Eukaryota; Metazoa; Chordata; Actinopteri; Cypriniformes; Cyprinidae. Gene Ontology annotation, cellular component: cytoplasm; actin filament. The transcript has 31 exons.
ACCAGUAUUGGGAACCGUCCAUAGGCGGGGACAAUAGUGGGCCUGUCUCGUGCGUUUCGCUGUGUAGACUCUGGGUAAUUUAGCUGUUUUGGACUGACUUUCACCACACUUUAUUUUAUUUUGGACAGCUUCAUACACAGACGUUAUAUCAUAUUCCACUGGAUAACGUUACUUACAUGGAAUAGUUCUGGAUCCAACUCACAUUUUUGUUUGUUUCUUUAUGGAUGGCAUGGCUUUUGAAGGAACGUGAUUUUUCAUAAGUGUUUACAAACUCGUGGGAAAUUCCAAACAAAGUUACUGUUCAAGAGAAGUUUAAUUCCGAAGAUGGAUCAGCAGGCUGCUGGAGGGGAGGACCCAAAUAAACCCCCCAAAAAGAAAUCCAGUGAGGAUGAGAGCAAAAACAAAAAACUGAACAUACACAUAAAAACAUUGGCUGAUGACAUGCGUGACAGAAUCACCAGUUUUCGAAAGCAAGGCACGAAGAAGGAGAAGCUUCUUAUCCAGCACCCCACAGACCCUAUCUCCUUCCAGACCGAGCUGCCUGUGCCCCAGCCGCUCUUCGACGAUCGCUCCAUGAACCUGUCAGAGAAAGAGAUCGUGGACUUGUUUGAGAAGAUGAUGGAGGACAUGAACCUGAAUGAAGAGCGUAAGGCCCCCCUGCGAGGGAAGGACCUGAGCACUAAACGGGAGAUGGUGGUCCAGUACAUUUCUGCAACAGCCAAAUCUAUAACUGGGAGCAAAGUUGCGGGUGGACUGAGGAACAGCAAGCACGAGUGUACUCUCUCGUCACAGGAGUACGUGCACGAGCUGCGCUCAGGCAUCUCCGAAGACAAACUGCUCAUCUGCCUGGAGUCCCUGCGCGUGUCCUUGACCAGCAACCCCGUCAGCUGGGUGAAUAACUUUGGCUAUGAAGGUCUCGGGCUGCUUUUGGAUGUGCUGGAGAGGCUUCUUGACAAGAAACAGCAAGAGAACAUUGACAAGAAGAACCAGCAUAAACUCAUUCAGUGCCUCAAGGCCUUCAUGAACAAUAAGUUUGGCCUCCAACGGAUCUUGGGGGACGAACGAAGCCUCCUCCUCCUCGCAAGGGCGAUCGAUCCUAAGCAGACUAAUAUGAUGACUGAGAUUGUCAAGAUUCUGUCAGCUGUUUGUAUCAUCGGAGAGGAGAACAUUCUGGAUAAGAUCCUGGCAGCCAUGACCAUUGCUGCGGAGAGGAAUAAUAAGGAGAGGUUUGCUCCGAUAGUGGAGGGGCUGGAGAACCACGAGGCCCAGCAGCUACAGGAGGCCUGCAUGCAGCUGAUCAAUGCCCUCGUUACAUCGCCAGAUGAUUUAGACUUCAGGAUACACUUACGAAAUGAGUUUCUGCGCUGCGGCCUCAAGAAGAUCCUACCAGAGCUGAAGGAGACAGAGGAGCUCGACAUUCAACUGAAGGUGUUUAAUGAAAAUAAGGAGGAGGAUUCCAUCGAACUGUCUCACCGACUGGAUGACAUCCGCGCAGAAAUGGAUGAUAUGGGUGAAGUGUACCAUCUCCUGUCCAACAUGGUGAAAGACACAGGCUCAGAACCUUACUUCCUGUCCAUCCUCCAGCACCUGCUGCUCAUCCGGAAUGAUUAUUAUAUCAGGCCUCAGUAUUACAAGGUGAUCGAGGAGUGUGUGUCCCAGAUCGUCCUCCACCGCAAUGGGAUGGACCCUGAUUUCGCCUACAGGGAGCGACUAGAGGUGGACUUCAGCCUUCUCGUCGAUCAGUGUGUGGAUAAAGCCAAGGUGGAAGAGAGCGAGCAGAGAGCGGCUGAAUUCUCCAAAAAGUUCGACGAGGAGUUCAGCGCACGGCAGGAAGCGCAGGCUGAGCUGCAGAAGCAGGAGGAGAAAAUCAAAGAGCUCGAGUCUCAGAUCAACACCCUGCAGGCCCAGUUGAUUAGUGAGAGAGACAAGCUAAGGGAGGCAGAAAAAAGCAUCAGCGAAAGAAACAGCAAGGUUGCAGCAGGACCUGGAGCAGCCGGUGCUGUUCCUCCAGCACCACCACCACCACCAGGAGGAAUUGCACCUCCACCUCCUCCACCACCUCCUCCUUGUCCUGCAUCUCUAGGACCUCCACCUCCUCCACCACCUCCACCUGGCUGUGGGCCGCCACCACCGCCUCCACCUCCUGGAGGAGGCCCUCCCCCACCACCUGGUAUGCCUUUGGCUCCUCCUCCGCUCGUUGCACAGCUGCCUUACGGGCUGGUGCCCAAGAAGACCUACAAACCUGACAGCGUCAUGAAGAGGGUGAACUGGUCCAAGAUAGUGCCUCAGGAGAUGGCGGAAAAUUGCUUUUGGCUCAAAGUCAAAGAAGAGCGGUUUGAGAGCCCGGACAUGUUCAGCCAGCUUUCACUGUCCUUCUCUUCUAAAUCCAGAGUGAAAAAGGACGUGGAAGAAACAGAUGACAGGAAAACGCAAUUCAAGAAAAAAGCGAAAGAGCUGCGAAUUCUGGAUGCCAAGACAGCCCAGAAUCUGUCAAUUUUCCUGGGUUCAUUCCGGCUGCCUUAUGAAGAGAUACGGGAUAUCGUGCUGCAGGUGGAUGAGGAGAGGCUAAGUGAAGCACUAAUCCAGAACCUGAUCAAAAACCUUCCGGAGCAGAAGGAGCUGAGCAAUCUGGCCGAGCUAAAGAAUGAAUACGAGGAGCUUUGUGAAUCAGAGCAGUUUGGAAUUGUGAUGAGCUCAGUAAAGAUGUUGCGUCCCCGACUUAACGGGAUCAUCUUCAAGCUGACGUUUGAGGAGCAGGUAAACAACAUCCGGCCUGACAUCAUGAAUGUGACAUUCGCAUGCGAGGAGGUGAAGAAGAGCGAAGGUUUCAGCAUGAUCCUGGAACUGGUGCUGCUGAUCGGAAAUUACAUGAACUCUGGCUCCAGAAAUGCUCAGACAUUCGGCUUCAACAUCAGCUUCCUCUGCAAGCUUCGUGACACCAAGUCGACAGACCAGAAUACAACUCUUCUGCACUUUCUGGCUGAAAAAUGUGAAGAAAAGUAUCCUGAGAUCCUGAAGUUCCCUGAUGAGCUUGAGCAUGUUGAAUGUGCUAGCAAGGUAUCUGCCCAGAUCCUGAAAGCCAGCCUGGACACAAUGGAACGGCAUAUUCAGAGGCUGGAGAACGACAUCGAGAACUUCCCCAAGACUGAAGACAAGCAGGAUAAGUUUGUUGAAAAAAUGUCAGGCUUCUCCAAGCAUUCGCGAGAGCAGUAUGAGAAGCUCUCCACCAUGCACAAGAAUAUGCAGAAGCUCUACGAGAGCCUAGGGAGCUACUUUGCCUUCGACCCCCACACCGUCAGCAUCGAGGACUUCUUCGGAGACCUGGCUAGCUUCCGCAACCUCUUCAUGGAUGCUGUGCGGGAGAACCACAAGAAGAGGGAGAUGGAGGAGAAGAUCAAGAGAGCCAAGCUGGCAAAGGAGAAAGCUGAGCGAGAGAAGCUAGAGCGACAGCAGAAGAAGAAACAGCUGAUUGACAUGAACAAAGAAGGUGACGAGAUGGGCGUGAUGGACAACCUGAUGGAGGCCUUGCAGUCUGGAGCAGCCUUCCGUGACCGCAGGAAACGAACCCCACGCAACGGUGAUCAAAGCCCUUCCUGUUCUGCACCUUGGUGGCCGGGUGCUAACCAUGACAACCGUCGCACUGGUUUGGAAAGAUCCCGUUCGCGCCACAAUGCAAACCCUAUGGUCCGAUGAUCGCUUGCCGGCUAAGGACGUUUGCCAAGUGCCAAAGACCCAAGAGUGGGGACAACACUGAGGAGGGCUGAAAAGGGAUGGAGAGAGAGCCCACACCCACACGUACAUGCAUACAGAACGCAGAACAAACCUCAAGAUGUGUGUCACCGCUCCAAACACGUCAUCACAGGAUCACUUGACCCUCACUCCUCUCUGAAGCCUUAUAUACUACUUGCUCUUUGUGCAUAGGGCCUAUUCAAUUUAGCCGUGUUUGUUUGUAAUUUUCAUGAUUACACCGGUUCUGUUUAUAUCUCAGAACACCUCACAACGCUAACUCCCCUGAUCUGGCUCACGUCCACCUCGCUAUCUGCAAACAAUCAAUGAUUGGCUGCUGUUUGAUCCCUCGCUAUUGGAUUUUUUCCAACAUACAAACACACUCUUGAUGAAAAAAGGCCUAAAGCCACCAUAAAGGACUGCGUGAUUCUGUAUGCAUAUCAGCAAAGGGACUUCAUUUUGCUGUUGAUUGAACAAAACCUUGACUUGACUGAUUCUGCCUGCCCCUUUUUCUUUCUUUUUUUCCUGUUUCCAGUCCCACCAUCCGUCGUAUAACCUCCGACCACCCCCUCUCUUUAUAUAUUACAGAUCCUAUAUAUGUAGCAACAUGAAAAAGCUGCUGAUAUAAGCUUCGGAGCUACCGUGUGUACGCAUUUGUGCUGUGUAAGAGCUGCCAGUGCCACAAGGUACCUGAGGUGGUUGAAAGAUAUUGCUCUUUAUCUACGGUAAACACUUCAAACAUUCGUCGACGUUUCUCUUGCAGAGUCAAAGGUUUAAUUAAGUGAGGUAUGUGAGGCAAAUGCGAAUCAAAGAGGUGCCAUUCAUUUCAGUUUUCAAAAAUGUCACAGGAUUUCUUCGCGAUUUCUUUGUAAGUCACUGUGCUUUUAGCUUUAAGCCCUCUCGUAGAAGAGUAUUUUAGUGAACUGUAGCUUAGUGGGUUUUUUUUUUUCAAGAUCCACCGGUCAUCUUUAAGAGCUCUCUCUCACUGACCUACUGCAUUUACCUCACCAUCUCGGUGCUGUCUGAUGUUCAAAAACUGUCUAAAACAUUACAAAGUAUCGAAGUUCAUCUUUCACAAUUUGCUAAAUAUGUAUUUAUUGACAGUUUGACAGAUUUUGCCCGAAGCCUUUUAUAUGUGAACAGUGACCCAAUUCCAGUGAGGAGUCUUCUUGGAUACGAAGAGGACAUACACCCAUAGACAAUGUUCAUAAUGGUGACUAUCUUCAUGUGAAAUCCAUUAGAAAUCCAUUUUCCAUAAUGUUUUCUGCCCCCCAUGUCCAUAACACUGCAGUCUGUUGUGGGUAUACUGGUACAUGCCACAUUGAAACCUUCCACAUUUGUAAAUGAGGGGAAACUUUUAAGUUUGCACACCCAUUACAAGCAUAUACAGCCAUAGUGUGGUGCAGAACACAGUACUGUUAAACAAACCACUGUUAGCCAGGCUUUCUCCUCACACUGUGUUUGUCAUACAUUCUCUCAGGAGAGAGAGGAAAGGUCGAGAUGCAACGAAACACAAUCCAUUGAUUUGCUUUUCUAAUUAAAACUGCCCUUUGAAUGGUUUCCAACACAACACAACAGAAGCUGUGCUCGGCUCUCAUGGCUCUCACUAUUGGUUAUUUUAAACUUAUGUUAAGGGUAAUUACAGCAUCCACACACUGUCAGUGCAGACACCUCCAACAUGCAUUGUUAUUUCCCAGUCGGAAUCCAGGUACAUACAUUAUGAGUCACUGGCAGAGUCACUGGCACCAGAUAAUUCAUAAUCUUUCUGGGUAGAAAUAUAGGUUUUUUUAGGACUUUUGAUAAAUGUGCAAAACGUUCCUUUCGCAAGGAAAAAAAAAGUUACUUUACUAAGAUUUCAUCCAUUAAAUCACAGUAAUAUUUUCAAUAUGAAAGUAAAUUGAUAAACCACAUUCACAAGACUGAAACUUGCAGCAAUGCAGCCGUUCAAGACUCUGAAGAGAAAAAGGGCUUAGGGAUGUCAUUUUUUACAGCGCUAAUGUCAAAUGUUUAUAAAACAUUGUUCAAAAUUUUUACAAUGUAAGUUAUUUUUUUUUUUUUUGCCAGUGAUAUUCCCCUCCUCCUGUGAUAUUGGUGUUAAACUUGUGCAUUACUAUAGGCUAAUAUAUAUGUGUCGUGUAUUUGAUAGAAUAUAUCCUAAUGCAGGUUAGAGUCUGCAGGUGACUGACUGUGUAACAUUUAAAAUCCGAUCCAAUAUUUUAAUUGGAUGUUAGGCAGAGACCAGAAGCAGGCAAGAAAAUCAGAUUUUACUAGUGCCAAUUCGGGUCCUCUGCUGUCUCAUUUAUUCACAUUUGUUCGUUAUUCUCGGUUCAGACUGUAUGAUGGUGCACUUUAACUUGUUAAAUAUAGACCUGGAGCGAUCUUUUAAUUUGUGAUUUCUUUGCAUUUCAUUGCCAAAAGAGACCGCUUGCAUGUACAGUAACCAUUCCUGACAUGUGAUUCAAUCUCCAUUCUCUCCAAAGUCUCCUCCAGUUCUCUCUUAUUCCCUCUCACUGUAAUUGGCAUUUAAAACAAGUUCAAAGAUAAAUGGGUGAGAAAAACUGUCUCAGGACAUUGUUUUAUUUUUUAGGUAAAGUAGGACUCCAUAACCCUGCCUUCUUCUUUUUCUUCUUUUAUUUUUUCUUGACAUUUGUUUAUUGUUGUAUAAGCAGUUUAUAUUUGUAACAUCUUUUAUGUUUAUUUUUAUCUGUGACAAAAAAAAAUGGAAAAUGGUUAUGCACACUGCACUUGAGUAUGUAACAUAAUAUCAUACUAAAUAAUAACCACUUUCUCAAAAAAAAAGAAAAAAAAAGUGUCUCUUUUUUUAGUAUUAUUUCCAUAAUGAGUAAUGAAUUAUGCCUUCUCUUGAUGCAGACUCACUCUGUGUCCUAACCAGCCCCUAAAGCACUAAACACUGUCUCUGAAAAUCAGUGGUUUUGUCCAAACUGAACUCUACACAGCAAACGUCAGGACGUUUGGUCAGUCAGAUGAUUUCGAAUGACUUGUGCAGUCAGGUGAACAGUCAAUAAAGAACCAGUCUUGCCAGUUUUCAUUUCUUGUGGUGGAACAGAAAACUACUCAGGCAAGUAGAAGAUAGUCUUUGUUGCCGAUGUGGAUAAAUACAGCGGGUAAAGAAAAGAAUCACCCCCUAUAAAAUAUUCACAUUUUGUUACUUUGCAGCCUGAAAUGAAAAUGGACACAAUUUAAAUUCUCUUGAAUUACAGCCCUUUAAUUCAUUGGGAUAUGUCUCUACCAUCUUUGCACAUCUAAACUUUGCAAUAUUUAUAGAAUAUGAAACUGCAGAACAUUGUACCUAAUAUUUCAUUCCACCAACAUACCUUUCUAUCCAUUUUUAGUCAAAUAAAUAAAAAAUAAAAGAGUUAUUAGACUUACAUUUUGCCUGACUCUGAAAACUAUAUUCAAAUAUCACAUAGAGUUCAUUAAUAACUGAUUCUGUGCAGAACUUACUAAUUGUUCUAAAAAUAUAAGAUUCUGAAUUUGAUAGAUUUUUUUUUCAAAAAUGGUUUUUCUAUGGCAUUGCUGUUAAAAUCUGCUUUUGAAGCAUUUAUUUUUAAGAGUGAGACUGAUCUCCAGUGGGUUUGGUUACAAAUAAAACUUACUUUUUAGAGUAAUAAUUCAGUGUAGCUUCGAUGCAUCUUGCACUCAGUACACAAACAGAAACUGGUUUUAUUUGCUUUUUGUCAUAAGAAUAGCAUUUAUUCAGUUACUGGAUUGAUGGGUUUGCAAAGUAAAGAAGGAGUCAGAAGGAGAUAAGAGCACUCUGUCGUUUUUUUAAAGUGCUCUUUUUUUACUGUUUGCUCUCUCUGUCUUUCCUUCAUUUCACAGUAAGCACACACAUGUAAUUUUGCUGCUUGAAUUUAACUGAAUUAUACUGAAAUCAUCAUUUACAAAGCUAAAUAUAAACUGCUGUACAAUAUGCAACAUUAUUUUCAUUGUUCGUUUGACAGCUGGUUUCACUGUGGUUAGAGAUGGAGAAGGCAGUGAUGCCCCUUUGUUAUUUCUGCAUCACUCUGUCACCAUCCUCACUUUUUGUAUGUCAGUCUGUCUCUUAGAGAAUAGAAAGAGACUUUCUUUUUUCAAAUUCUGAACUGUGAGCGUCUCUGGCCUUGUUUAGAGUGUACCGCCGCCACUGGGGAGCUGUCCGCUGGGUACCACUAAAAUGAAAUGGUAGAAAUGUUCCUGUCCCUGGCUCUCUCAAGAGUGUGCGCACGUGUACAGGCGUGCAUGCAUGCAUCUGUCCAUUCCUCUUUGCAUCCGUGCAUUUGGAGGGAGAUUUGUUAGGAUGCGUUCCUGCUUUUACUAGCAGACCAGGCCAUGUGCAUUUUGUUUGUUAGAGUAAGUGAUCAUGUCUGCUUCUGUUCUGUGUCUGCUCGCUAAAUCACUCACACAGAUGGAGGAUUUAAACAAACACACAAACACACAUAAAGAUGAGCAUAAGAUGCAAUGGCCAAAAAGUGACAUGGCAUGGUAGUGUUUUCUGUUUUGAGCACUAAUGCAUUUGUAGUGAACCAGUCAUUAAAGGCAGGCUAAUUUUACAAGACGCUCUGAUUUAUGCAGACGUCUGAUUCAUUUAUCUGUCUCUUCAGCUUUGAAAGCUCAUUAGAUGUCAAGGCACUGUUGAAAUCGAUUUAUCGGUUGCCUUGUUUAGUUUUCUGGCACAAAUGCAGAUUCGCUAGUUCGCCUAACCUUGAGGUGAAGAAUGGAGGGCUUUAUGUAUGUUUGUGUUGAAAAAGAGGGCUGUAGAUCAGAAUCUUGGGAGAUAAUGAGACCAGUGGCUGAUUAUUUUUAUAUUUUUUUGGUAAUGUAUUAUCCUUAUUAUUUUGUUCUCCCAUAAGUAGCCCUGUCAGAGAUCUGAAAGAUGAACCAAGACCACACACGCACACUUCAUCUGUUUUUGCUCUCACGUCUUGCUCUAUUUCUCUAUAAACCCAGGGCGUGUGUACAGCCACCCACACCAAUUUACACUCUGAUGGAUCGGCCUUCGACGGGAAUGCAACAUAAUAAUGAUGUAUUUUGCAUCCUGAAGUAUGGAAACUGAGAUGAAAUACAGAGUCGGGUGUCUGUGCCCAUUCUGUCUGCCACUGCUCUCAACUCAACUUUUUUUAGUGUGCGUGUGUGUUCGUCUUUAUGAAUCGUUGCAGUUCACCAAUGUUGGCUUGAAGCACAAGUGUUCCAGAUCUGAAUCGUUUCAUAAUCAGACUGCUGACACAUCCAUCUCCCCAGAUCUGUGCAAGUGUCUGUCUGUCAUCUGUGAGAGAGUGCAUUGUUGCAUGUUCCAGACCCUUUUUGUGCUCUGCAAUGUAAAAAAUGUAUUGAACUGUUGAAAAAAGGAGAAAAGAAGUCUACAAAAUACCACUUUGUUUUUGAUUGUUCAUUAAAAGUUCAUACAAAA